AUGACCACAAAGCCAUUCACUCUCCGCUGGGGCAUCAUCGGCACCGGCGGCAUCUCGACGCGAUUCUCAAAGGACCUCCUCGUCGACCCGUCCACCCGCGGCGUGUACGACGUGGCGCACAAGAUUGCCGCCGUCGGCUCGCGCAGUGUCGCCUCGGCUCAAAAGUUCCUCGACACCAUCGCGGCGUCCGACAUUGCGCCGUUCAACUGGGGCCCAGCACACGGUGUGCUCGACGGCGCCAAGGCCCACGGCUCGUACGAGGAGGUGUACAAUGACCCGAACGUUGACGCCGUCUAUGUCGGCACGCCGCACGUCUACCACCACGCCAACGCCAAGGCCGCGCUCCUGGCCGGCAAGAAUGUGCUCUGCGAGAAGCCGUUCACGCUCGACGUGGCCGAGCUGGAUGAGCUCAUCGCCAUUGCCAAGGAGAAGAAUCUCUUCCUCAUGGAAGCCGUUUGGACCCGCUUCCACCCCAUCGCGUUCGCAGUGCAGGACGUCCUCAAGUCUGGCAAGCUCGGCAAGCCGGUGCGCAUGAGCGCUGAUUUCUCCAUGAACUUUGAGCCUGACACUCGCCCCGACAGCAACCGCAUGAUCGACCCCAAGCUCGCCGGCGGGUCCCUCCUCGACCAAGGACCCUACCCCGCCCUGUGGGCGAUGCUGGCGUUCCACCACCACCCAGACAACAAGGACGCCGACCCCAAGGUCGUGGCGUCGUACCAGCGCAUCUAUGAGCGCUCGGGUGUUGACGCGGCGAGCCACUGGAUCGUGGAAUGGAAGGGGCUCGGCCAGGCGCACUGCGUCACGGACAUGGCCGCGAGCGGGUACAAUGACGCGUCGGUGGUCAUCACCUGCCGGCAGGGUGAUCUCGUGCUGAACUUCCCUCCAUGGAAGCCGACCAAGCUCUCCAUCGUGCCCCACGGCAUCUACGAGCCCGGCACUAUCCAGGAGCGCUCAGUGCAGGAGUUCACCGUGCACCCCGGCGACGGCAUGCACUACGAGGCUGACGAGGUGGCGCGCUGCAUUUCCAAGGGGCUCAAGGAGAGCCCGCGGGUGCCGCUGGCGGAGAGCCGGAUCACGCAGGGCUGGCUCGACGCCGUCCGUCGCGCGGGCGGCUCGGUGUUGAAGGAUACGGUGGGUACCGCUGGCAAGUAG
This is a messenger RNA of Vanrija pseudolonga, 1152 nucleotides long. RefSeq names its product D-xylose 1-dehydrogenase (NADP(+)). Lineage: Eukaryota; Fungi; Basidiomycota; Tremellomycetes; Trichosporonales; Trichosporonaceae. Bases 1 to 1152 code for a protein of 383 amino acids. The record is from RefSeq and is a predicted model, not a curated record. Gene Ontology annotation, molecular function: nucleotide binding. The transcript has 6 exons.